AGCCAGGCUGAGCAGUGAGUCCAAGGAGGUGAGCCAUGGUCAGUGAAUUCAACUUCAUCGUAUGCAAGCACCUACCGAUCUGUUAAGCACUCGUUCAACUCCUCUACCACAAGAAGUCGCACUAAAAACACACACAACACUGCUCCGUAAUGGCAGUCGAUCGACGAUUCUGUACGAUUUCAAAUGGCCCAAAGGACGACAACACGAAUCCUGGGAGUCCACGUUUGGCACUCCUCAUGAGCAUACUACCCAUCAUACAAUGUCACCAGAUGCUUUCCCUGAGCAAGGUAUUGUUCAUGCAAGACCGCGCAAGAUGGCGCGGUACGGCAGUUGUAUCGAGGGUUACGACAGCUGGUUCGCAGGCCCUGCCGGAGCUGAAAGCCUUGACGGCACGGCCAGUUUGAAGCCAGAACCCUCGAUCUGUCACUCUGGAUUCCAUCCUCUUGACUGUCGCGACGGCGAUCAUUCCCCCGGAGGGCAUCGCAUUGACUGAAAUACGAACAUGAGCUCAGCUCACCUCCCUCUUCUCGCCGUCGCACCAUCACGAUCCUCACGGCAAUGCUCCCUCGGUGAAUGCAAUAGUGGAGGCCUGCCAUUGGCAUUCCUUUCAUGCGAUAUGACCUGGCCAAUGUAAGUAAUGCCUCACGACGACAUAGCCAGCUUCUGCCUGGCUGCGCCGUGGCAUUACCUAUCGAGGGAAGGAUCUCGGUGAACUCUGCGCCGCGGAGAAGACGACAUGCGCUGUAUACCUGGAUCUG
Sclerotinia trifoliorum is the source of this 758-nucleotide messenger RNA. The record is from the annotation of a GenBank genome assembly. NCBI's taxonomy places the organism in Eukaryota, Fungi, Ascomycota, Leotiomycetes, Helotiales, Sclerotiniaceae.